GUGAUGUUCUGUUCUCGUCUCGCCCCUUUUCGCCCGAUUUCGGUCUCGAAAUCUAGGGUUAGGGUUGAGAUCACAAACUGCGUAAAAUUUGGGCGUUUUGUCCGACCGUUAACUUCGAUCUUCUUCCCUUUGGACUGUUCUAGGUGUUCGAUUUAGUGGCCGAUUGCAACGUCGUACUUGCGGCGAUCGAUUUUGAGGUUCUUGGAUUCGUCGCCGGGGAAUCGAUGAACGACCCGUCGCAGGCGUUGAACCGAAGCUUCGGGAUCUGGCCUCCCCCGCGACCGCCGGUGGAGGAUCCGAUGGGGUUCUCGAAUCCUCCCGCCAGGCUUCCUCCGCCCUUCGCCGCACCCGGAGGAGCCAUGCCUAGCCGGAUGAACUGGAAGGCUAAGAAAGACGCCGACAAACGCAAGAUGGCGACGGGCGGCAGCGGUGGAGGCGGAGCGGUCCCCAUGGGUGGUGGACUGCCGUCGCUUGGUGGUGUGCCCGCCGGUGGAGGCGUCUCCAGCUACAAACCUCCGACCCUCAACGAGCUCCAGUUCCAGAACCGCGUCAAGGCUCGCAGGUUCUACCAAAAGAAGAAAUUUUCGCGCUCCGCCCCCUUCGCCCCCCGCAACACAACCUCCUUCAUCAUCCGCGCCAAGAAGUCCGGCGGAAUCGCGUCGCAGGUCUCCCCGUACCCCGUCACGCCCGCGGUCCUCCCGACCCCCAAGCUCUCUCCCACUCGCGAGGUCCUGGCUGACAUGGUCAAGGAGGAGUGGGGCGUUGACGGCUACGGCUCCAUGAAAGGGCGGAUCCGCCUCCGAUCGCCGAGCGGCGGCUACGAGAUCCGUCCGUACGGCGGCGGCGGCGAAGAUGACCUGGUGGACGAGGAGGGGUCGAGCGAGAGCGACGUGGAGGAGCACCUGGAAGUGGAACGGCGGCUGGACCACGACGUGAGCCGGUUCGAGAUGGUCUACCCACGGGAACAGUACGGCCUGGAGUCGGCGGCGGACUUGUUGGAGAGCAGGGUGGACGACCAGGACGCCCGCAUCGCGAGGCUGGAGGAGGAGAACCUGACGCUAAAGGAGAGGCUUUUCCUGGUGGAGAGGGAGAUGGGCGAGCUGAGGCGGCGGCUGCAGUUGCUCAAGCCUCACGGCGGCCUCCUCGAGAAGGAGCUUAGCGCGAACACUAACGACGAUGCGAACAACAACAAGAACAACAACAGCGACAGCGGCAACGCAAUGGAGGCGCCUCCGCCGGAAGUUGACGACGACGGCGAGGAGUGCUCGGCCGGGAGCAGCGGCAAUCCACACUGGAAUGAGUGAGGAGCAACAAGGUACGGUUCCUGCCACUUGUGUGUAAAGUCCUAGUCGCCAAAUGCUAUAGUAGGAUCACAGUCUUGUAGAACUGCAACUGCAACUGCAAUCAAAAAUCGAUCAGAUGAUUGAAAGACUUUGUGUUCUUGUUUUUUGUUGUUAAUUUCUUGUGUGGAUUUCAGAUUUACUACUCAAAUUUCUUCGAUAUUGAAUGUGAUAA
Molecule: messenger RNA, 1515 nt
Organism: Zingiber officinale
Lineage: Eukaryota; Viridiplantae; Streptophyta; Magnoliopsida; Zingiberales; Zingiberaceae
Exons: 1
Coding region: 225-1304 (359 amino acids)
Source: RefSeq, a predicted model, not a curated record